Molecule: messenger RNA, 1694 nt
Organism: Lolium perenne
Lineage: Eukaryota; Viridiplantae; Streptophyta; Magnoliopsida; Poales; Poaceae
Product: thaumatin-like protein 1
Source: RefSeq, a predicted model, not a curated record
GAGGGAGAUCUACCUUGCACGUACGGAGGGAUGGAUAGGGCAUGGAUGGACACCAUUCUGAACUCGACAUUACUGGCAUAAUCAUUCUAUAAGGAGCUUUCUCGUCUAUCCAUGAAACAGGCAGGAUCCAGACAAAGCUAAAAGCGAGGUGCAGUGAAAUUGCUGCCGUCUGCUUGUAUGACCCAUGCCAAAGAUUCCCCUCCUCCACCUCUCUCUUUCUUUCGAUCUGCUUUCUAGUAUACCAUCUUCUCCAAAUCCACUGUGAACCACCAGUGAAGACGGCACUGAAGAGUGACUGCUCUGCUCUGCCAUUGCCCGACCUUGCUGCUCAGCAGCCAGCUAUCCCUCCAUGGGGUUGCGGAGAGGCAUUGCCAUUAUCCUGCUCUUCUUGAUUUGGAGAGAGGGGGAAGCGGCGACGUUCACGUUCGUGAACCGGUGCGGGGAGACGGUGUGGCCGGGCGUCCUGUCCAACGCCGGCACGGCACGGCUAGGCACCACGGGGUUCGAGCUCCCGCCGGGCGCCUCGCUCGCCGUGCCGGCCCCGUCGUCCUGGUCCGGCCGCCUCUGGGCGCGCACCGGCUGCGCCCAUGACCCCGCCACGGGGCGCCUCGUGUGCGCCACGGGGGACUGCGGCUCCGGCACGGCCGAGUGCGCGGGCGCCGGCGCGGCGCCCCCCGCCACGCUGGCCGAGUUCACGCUCGGCGGGGGCGGCGCCGGGCUGGACUUCUACGACGUCAGCCUCGUGGACGGGUACAACCUGCCCGUGCUGGUGCAGCCGUCCGCCGGCUCGUGCGCGGCGGCCGGGUGCGCCGCGGACCUGAACGCGAUGUGCCCGCUCGAGCUCCGGUCCGGCGGCGGCGCCGCGUGCCGGAGCGCGUGCGACGCGUUCGGGCGGGAGGAGUUCUGCUGCAGCGGAGCGCACGCCAGCCCGGCCACCUGCGGGCCGACCUCAUACUCGCAGGUCUUCAAGAUGGCCUGCCCGCGCUCCUACAGCUACGCCUUCGACGACCCAACCUCCACUUUCACCUGCGCCGGCGGCCCCGAUUACACCGUCACAUUCUGCCCUGCCGGUGCAACACCGAGCCAGAAAUCAACGGCGGUGCCCGGCGCGACGGCCACCACGCCGACAACGGUUCCAGGAACAGCAACUCCGACGACGACGCCUGGUGCGGCCGCCACGACGCCAACGACGGUGCCUGGCACAGAGAUGCCGGCUAUGAUGCCGGGCAUGACAUUCACGGACGCCAUCCCUGGCAGCACGCCGAUGCCGAUGGGCGGCGAGGCCAGCAUCGGUGGCAGCAUCCAAGGGCAGGGCGUGUUCCUAGGCAGUAGAAGAGACGACUCCUGGCUCGCCAACAUGGCCACCGGCGACGUUACGGCCGGAGGAGCAGCAGCGGUGGCGGCAGCCUCGGUGCAGUUAGGUGCGGCGCCAUUGGCGUUGCUCCUGCUCCAACUGCUGCAGCGGUAGUGCUGGGCCGGCAUUGAUCGAUCUAUGCAAUGUAGCAUUCGUUUGCAGGUUAAGAAGAACUUUUGUUUUUUGAACUGUUGUAGGUUAAGAAGAAUUGAGUGAAAGAAAGAGAUUGGUUGUACUCCAUUGUAACAUUUCGAUUGUAACAUAUUAUUGUAGGUUCAGAUUUGUAGACACCGAUCACCAUUCCAACAUUGCUAAUUCCACAUAUACGGGCUUGGGUCUA